AUGUACAACCCGUACCAAGCGCCAGGGCAAUAUGGCGCGCCGGGAGACUACGGCGGUUUCCCUGGUGCGCCGCCAGGUAUGGCACCCCCUCCUGGUGUGACCGCGCCAGGCAUGGGCGCUCCUCCCGGAAUACAACAGCAAGAGGCUCACCAACCGGGUAGACCUGGCGCUUUUCCUCCAAACUUUCAACCUCCAGUCAAUAUGCCGAACAUCAAUUUCUCCGCACCCGUCAUUCGCUUGGGAACCUCGGGGCCCUCCAAACCCGACAAUUUGGGAGGACGAGACGAUCGAGAACGAAGUGGUAGAAGGGCUGGGCUGGGUUCGGGCAUGGGCUCGGAUUUUCGAGGAGAAAGAGAUCGCAUAACCCAAGUACAACCCCAGACGAAAGAGGAGAUCAUAAAGACCAUUUUCGUGGGAGGAAUUACCGAAGGCACCGGAGGAGAUGAAGGCAUCGAACGAAUAUUACGCGCAGCUGGAAGUUUGCGAAGAUGGGUUCGUGCUACCGAUGCCGAUGACAAACCUUGCAAGUUUGGAUUUGCAGAGUACGAAGACCCUGAAAGCCUCAGUACUGCCAUAGAAGUACUAAGGGAUGUUGAGGUUCCUGUCAAACGACAGACUCCGACUGAUGCGAAUGCCGAUGAGGAGUCAACCGUGGAGAUGUCCAAAUUAAUUGUCGUGGCCGAUGACCAUUCUCUCAGCUAUAUUGAGCAAUGGGAAGAGUCUCAGGGUGGACGAGACUCGGACCAAGUGCAAAUGCGUCUCGACCAUGCACGAAGCGCAUUGGAAGCGGUCUUGCAGGACCUCGCUAACCCCACUGUCCCCACGCAAAAGGACGAAUUAUCAAACAUUGAUAGAGAAGGAGACGUCAAUAUGACGGACGGCGCACAUCCCGAUGGUGCAAAUGGGGACAUUGUCACCAUCCCCAUUACCGUCGAUGACGAGCUCUCUGAUAUUCCCGCUGAAAUGCGGGACACUGUCGCCAAAGAAAUCGCUGCCUUCAGAGAUCGAAGCAAUCGUCGCGAUUUGGAGCGGCUAAAGCGAGAAGAGGAGAUUGAACAACAAGAACGAAAUCGUAUGAUGAACGGUGAACGGUUCAAUCGUCUUGCUUCGCCACCUCCGCUGGCUCCGUCUGGACCUGCGGGCGCUAACGGCAUACCUGUCGGCCCGAGAGGGGUUCCUGCUGGUCCAAAAGGCUUUGGUCAACAAAUUCCCCGAGACUAUCAAAAGGGAGUGGUGUUCGUCAACGGAACAGGGAUCAGCGGCGCAUCCGCCUUCGAGGAUGAAGAUACGGAUGCCAGUGAUGAGGAACUUGAGCGGAGACGUAAAGAGAAGAAAGACGCAGAGCUCGAAAAACAAUACCUCGACCAAGAACGACGCUGGUUGAACCGUGAGAGAUCACGGACAGCUGCAGUGGAACGCGAAAAGACUCGUGACAAGGACGAAGCAGCCCGUAUAGAAGAAGAGAAGCAAGCCAUGGCCAAACGACUACGUGAGUGGAACGACGACAUCGAAUCUUCCCGCAAACACGAAGAAUACUAUGCCGACCGAAGCAUGUGGAUUCGCAAUCGUGCCAGCUUCCGGCAACGGGAAAUUGCGAACGACGAUGCAGAUCGGGCGGCCGAACAGCGCGAACGGGCGAGAGAAUUACAACAACGUGAACGCGCUGGUGCCAUGGCCGACGAUUUCCUGAGCAGGCAGGAAAAGGAGAUGAGUCGGCACGAACAAGAAGAAGAGGAUCGACAACACAGUUCACGCCGCGAACCGGCCAGAUUCAAGCUCUCGCUCGGUGCCGCCGCUCAAAAGGCGGCCGCUCAAAGCGCAUCGCAGGCGUCAAAACGCACCGUUGCCGACGUGGAAGGCUUGCUCGAGGACGAAGAGGAAGAUUCCCACUCUGGUAGUCGCAGAACGCUCAUCCCGAUCCAAUACGACGCAUCGGCCACCUCGGCCAUGAGCGAGGAAGAACGUGCUCAGGCAGCCCGACAACUCGCUGCUGAUAUCCCUAACGACAAAGACGGUCUGUGGAACUGGGAUGUCAAGUGGGAGUUUGUGGAUGAGAGCGUCAUUGAAGAGCGGCUUAAGCCGUUUGUCGAAAAGAAGAUCGUCGAGUAUCUCGGCGUGCAGGAACAGAUGCUCGUUGAUGUCGUUGUCAAUGCGCUGCGCUUGAGAGGGAAGCCGCAGGAUUUGGUGGGGGAAUUGGAAGGGGCUCUCGACGAAGAAUCCGAAGUCCUCGUCCGCAAGCUUUGGCGUAUGCUCAUCUUCUAUUCCGAAUCCGAGAAGCAAGGUCUAGCUGCGUAG
This is a messenger RNA of Rhinocladiella mackenziei CBS 650.93, 2295 nucleotides long. RefSeq lists its product as uncharacterized. Gene Ontology annotation, cellular component: spliceosomal complex. The transcript is spliced from 5 exons. Bases 1 to 2295 code for a protein of 764 amino acids. Gene Ontology annotation, molecular function: mRNA binding. Gene Ontology annotation, biological process: mRNA processing. The record is from RefSeq and is a predicted model, not a curated record. Lineage: Eukaryota; Fungi; Ascomycota; Eurotiomycetes; Chaetothyriales; Herpotrichiellaceae.